AUGCCCAAGUCAAAGCGCGCCAAGGUCGUACAUCUCACCCAGACAGACAAGAAAGGCAAAGAGCUUUCGCAGAAACUCUUCGCCAAUGUCCAGGAAGCCGCCGAAAAUUUCGAGCACAUCUUCGUCUUCUCUGUCGCAAACAUGCGAAACUCGUACCUGAAGCAAGUGCGCGCUGAAUUCUCUGACAGCCGAUUCUUCUUUGGCAAGACGAAGGUCAUGGCCAAGGCCCUCGGCAUGACGCCCGCUGAAGAGCACCUCACCAACCUCUCCGAGCUGACCAAGCAUCUCGCUGGCAAUGUCGGUCUCUUCUUCACCAACCGUGAGCCCGCCGACGUCCUCGAGUACUUUGCUGCAUACUCGCAGACGGACUUUGCGCGCGCCGGUGUCACCGCCACACACACGUUCACAAUCCCUGCUGGUGUCGUCUACUCGAGAGGUGGAGAGGUGCCUGCAGAGGAGGAUGUCCAGCUGCCUCACAGCGUUGAGACCACCAUUAGGAAAUGGGGUAUGCCCACCCGGUUGGACCAGGGUAAGGUCACACUGGAUGCACCCUACACUGUGUGCAAGGAGGGACAGGUUAUGAACAGUCACCAGACUGCGCUGCUGAAGAUGUUUGGCGUGGCUAUGGCCGACUUCAAGAUCGACCUCAAGGCCUAUUACUCGAAGAAGACCGAGUCGGUGACUGAAGUUGACGCCAUGGAGGAGUAG
Molecule: messenger RNA, 708 nt
Organism: Ascochyta rabiei
Lineage: Eukaryota; Fungi; Ascomycota; Dothideomycetes; Pleosporales; Didymellaceae
Product: mRNA turnover and ribosome assembly protein
Exons: 2
Coding region: 1-708 (235 amino acids)
Biological process (GO): rRNA processing; ribosomal large subunit biogenesis; nuclear-transcribed mRNA catabolic process
Cellular component (GO): preribosome, large subunit precursor; nucleolus
Molecular function (GO): RNA binding
Source: RefSeq, a predicted model, not a curated record